AUGGAUGUAGCUCCAGCAACAAAUAUAAAUGAAGUAAAGGAACGUAAGCCACCACCUAUUGUAGUGGAAAUCAAUGUAUCAUUUUCCGAAAUCCAAAAUUUAUUAGGUAAGGAAUGCUUUUUUAAGCGUACUUCCAUUGGUACCAAAGUAUUCACUCCAAACCAGGCAGUAUAUAAAAGCUGUAUGCAAACACUAAAGGAAAAUCAAAUUGAGUUCCAUUCGUAUAAUUCGAAAGAUAAUAGGUUAUACACCACCUUCUUGCAUGGCUUACCUCGUAUCAAAGCAGACGAUAUCAAAUCCGAAUUGGAGAGCUACAACUUGUCACCAUCUGCUGUAACUGAAAUUAUUACCAAAUUUAGCUCGGAUAAUAAUGCAGUGUAUAAGGUACAAUUUAUUCGAAAAAACUUUAAUCCAAGUUCUUUAAAAAAUGUGAGAACUAUAGCUAACGUAAUUAUUACAUGGAAAAAAUACAGACCGAAGAAAAAUGAUAGACCAACACAAUGUUGGAACUGUCUAAUGUAUGGUCAUGGUGGAGAGCAUUGUCAUCGAGGUGCCGCUUGCAUGAUAUGCGCAGAAAACCAUCAUACAAAUGUUUGUCCAUUUAAUACAAAUGAAAAGCGACCAGCUGUUUUUACUUGUUUUAAUUGUAAAAAACAUGGAAAAGAAAGAACUGAUCAUGCAGCAAACGACAUAAAUUGUCCACUACGUUCUCUUUAUCUGGAGACGAGGGCAAGAGUAACAACUAAAUCUCAUAAUAACAACAGAGUACAGCAAAAUCUAAAUACAUUCCAAUUCAACGGUGUGGAAUUUCCCAACUUAGUCAAUACAACAAGCCGCAACAAUAAUAUAAUGAAUGCCAACGUUUCAUACGCAAACCAGCUGAAAAAUAAUUCCGAUCUGUUUAGUGUCGAUGAACUUUUCGAUAUCUUUACAACUGCUAUGGAAGAUUUACAAAGAUGUACAUCAAAAGUGCAACAAAUUAAAGUUGUUAUGUCUAUGGUAAAGUAUGCUCAUGGCUUACACUAA
Messenger RNA from Lucilia sericata (common green bottle fly), 1026 nucleotides. RefSeq lists its product as uncharacterized. The coding region runs from base 1 to 1026 and encodes 341 amino acids. Lineage: Eukaryota; Metazoa; Arthropoda; Insecta; Diptera; Calliphoridae. The record is from RefSeq and is a predicted model, not a curated record. The transcript has a single exon.